This is a messenger RNA of Penicilliopsis zonata CBS 506.65, 381 nucleotides long. RefSeq lists its product as hypothetical. The record is from RefSeq and is a predicted model, not a curated record. The transcript is spliced from 2 exons. Bases 130 to 369 code for a protein of 79 amino acids. Lineage: Eukaryota; Fungi; Ascomycota; Eurotiomycetes; Eurotiales; Aspergillaceae.
UGAGAGGUCCAUAGCACGGUUGCAGUGGGGUGCGAAAAUGUAUUUCCACCCCAAGCAGCACAAGCUAUUAUUAUUACUCGGGCCUUAACUCUAUCUGUAGAUCAAGACGCCGAUCGAUCUCAGAGAUGUAUGUUUCGACUGAAUUCUCUUAUCCUCUUGAUGAUCCUGCUCCUUCGUUCUGCGCCAGGAGGCCUGAUCGACUGUCUGGUGGAGUUUCGACGCCAGAAGUUUAGCUUCUUUCUCUCUUCAAGUCUGGGAGUCUCGCACGGAUCUCACCACAAAUACGUAGCCUCUCUCUCCACUGCGUCCACUCACCUCCGGUUCUCGACCCCAUGCCAACCCUUCAAGGGCCAAAGCACCCUGGAUUGAAGCCUGUCGCCA